Molecule: messenger RNA, 1729 nt
Organism: Oryzias latipes (Japanese medaka)
Lineage: Eukaryota; Metazoa; Chordata; Actinopteri; Beloniformes; Adrianichthyidae
Product: RNA-binding protein 4.1-like
Molecular function (GO): RNA binding
Source: RefSeq, a predicted model, not a curated record
AAACCGUCAGGGUUUCGUGAGCGUUUUUCCGGUAAACUUUCCGGAAGUAGACAGGAGUUUCGGUCCAGAAUUAUAUCCAACUCGUAAAAUUGAACUUUAUUUAGGGCUCUUCGUGAUAAAUAGCCCAUUUGACAAUGGUGAAGAUCUUUGUGGGCAAUCUGCCCCAAGAGGCGACAGAGGAGGAGAUCAAGGCUCUUUUUGAGGAGUACGGCACCGUCACAGAGUGUGACAUCGUCAAAAACUUUGCCUUCGUCCACAUGGAGGACCGCAAAGCGGCCACCAAGGCCAUCAAGAAUCUGCACCAGCACAGCCUCCACGGCACAGCCAUCAACGUGGAGGCCAGCCACGGGAAGAACUUCGGUCCGGUCAAGAUCCACGUGGCGAACGUGGAAAAGGGAUGCGACGAGGAGCUACGGGCUCUCUUUGAAGAGUACGGUACAGUCUCAGAGUGUGCAGUUGUGAAGAAUUUUGCUUUUGUGCACAUGCCCAACUAUGACGAGGCCAUGGAUGCAAUCAAGGAGCUGGAUAACUCCGACUUUCAGGAAAAACGCAUCCAUGUUCAGGUGUCCAAGAGCCGACCCAUGUAUGAGGAGUAUGAAGAAUACCCUCCUCCUCCUCCCCCUCCUCAUCUCCCAGACAGGGGUGAAUACUGGCCCCCUCGAUACCCAGGAGACAGACCUGAGCCUCCUCCACCCAGCUACAUGAGGGGUCGUUAUAUGCCACCAGGUUACCCCGCCCCUCCUCUACCGCCCCCUCCCCCAAGACGACCCGUUUAUCCUGACCGUCCCUAUGGCGCCGAUAGAUACAGUAUGAUUGAUUACUACGAAAAAUACAGAGCCCGUUCAUAUGGCAUGUAUCCAUACGAUGUUCGACGUCCUGGCGUCCCACCUCCUCCACCGCUUCCCCCUCCACCGCCAGCCAUUGCCCGCAACCGUGCAGUGAGCUCGCCGCUUGACCCAUAUGAGCGUCGGCCCCUGCCUCCGCCUCCACCUCCUCCGUCUUCAUACUACGCUCGAGACCGCAGCCCCAUCAGGAGGGGGCCCGGCGCUCCCAUGCCCCCUGCCAGUAAUGGCUAUUCCUACGACCGCUCGGCUUAUGGAGUUCCACGUGCACGGGACCCGUACACAGACCGCCUGCCUCCACCGCCGCCGCCGCCUGCACGCUAUGCUUAUUAGGCGAGACAUCGACCUCUGAAGGGUUUUUGUCCCGCUGCGUCGCCACAUGCGCCAUCAUGAUGUUUGUGAAUCUAUCUUCUUCCUGUCUGCGGCGGAGCGCGUUACGUUUCUAUGCGACACUCGCAAGAGGAAACGAUUUGUCGACGUUUGGUCUUUAUUUUGAUAAUACUUUUACAAUACUUUUUUUUUCUCCUGUUUUAGUGAACCUGUACUAAAGUAUUUUGAUUGACGUCUGAAUGAGGCGUAUUUUUUUAUUCGUUAAUUCAGUCAACUUAAUGUUUUGAACAAUCUCACGAUUGAUCGAGUUUCUGUAAGUUAAACCUUUGUGGCGUAGCUGUAAAACUUUUACUCUGGGGAAAAAUCAACCCAACAAUGUAUUAACGAAGUAGGAAUCUGUCAGCUCAACGUUUUCAUUGUUGAAGCGGAUCUGUGGCGUAAAUGUGGUGAAGUCUGCGCUAAAACAUCACUGUAAGCAUUUUCCUCAAACGAUGUCUGUUAAUAUGGCAAAGUUCUGAAUCUGAAGCCACGCUGAUUAAAGAAGCUCUCCUCUUUGG